Messenger RNA from Quercus robur (English oak), 1873 nucleotides. RefSeq names its product phloretin 4'-O-glucosyltransferase-like. The coding region runs from base 45 to 1511 and encodes 488 amino acids. The transcript has a single exon. NCBI's taxonomy places the organism in Eukaryota, Viridiplantae, Streptophyta, Magnoliopsida, Fagales, Fagaceae. Gene Ontology annotation, molecular function: UDP-glycosyltransferase activity. The record is from RefSeq and is a predicted model, not a curated record.
AGCUAAAAAAUUCUGCUCCAUUUUUAAGCGUUGUCCAUCCUCACAUGCAUUGGUCCUUCUAUAUAAAUCUCACAGAUCUAAAGUACAAAACAACUAUUCUGUUUUUGUUUAGACUAUUUACAACCCAUAUCAAAUAUCAAAUAAUCAUGUUGAAGCAACAAUUUGUCAUAGUCACAUUUCCUGCGCAAGGCCAUAUAAACCCCGCCUUCCAAUUCGCAGAACACCUCAUUCGCUUGGGAGUUCAUGUCACAUUCUUCACCACCAUUGGCGCCCACCGUCGAGGCAUGAUCAAAAGCCCUCCUACUGACGGCUUGUCGUUCACCACCUUCUCUGACGGCUAUGAUGAUGGAGUUGUACCUAUGGACGAUGCCAAAAAACAAUGGGAUCAGCUCAAGUGCAAUGGCUCCAAAGCUCUCACUGACCUCAUUGUCUCCACCGCCAAUAAACAGUGCAUAGUCUACACAAUGCUUCUGCCUUGGGUUGCUGAUGUGGCUCGAGAGCUUCAUCUUCCUUCUGCCCUUCUUUGGAUUCAGCCUGCAAUGGUUUUCGACAUAUACUACUACUAUUACAAUGGUUUUACUGAUGUUAUUGGGAACGACAGCGAUGACCGGCCCUCCUGUUCGAUACAGUUACCAGGUUUGCCACUGCUUGCUACUCGUGACCUUCCCUCCUUCUUGCUUGCUUCAAACCCAUAUGCUCUUGUACUCCCUCAAUUCCAAGCCCAACUUGAAGCUCUUGUAAAGGAGAGCAAUCCUAGAGUUCUAAUGAAUACCUUUGAUGCACUAGAGCCUGAGGCUUUAAAAGCGCUCGAAAAACUUAACUUGGUUUCAAUUGGACCGCUAGUUCCAUAUUCUAUUUUGGAUGGAAGAGAUCCGUCUAAUGGCUCCAAAAAUUACAUCAAAUGGCUCAACUCGAAAUCCGAAUCAUCAGUCAUUUACGUUUCAUUUGGAAGCUUAUUGGUGUUAAAAAAGCAACAAAUGGAGGAAAUUGCACGCGGAUUGUUGGAUUGUGGGAGGCCUUUCUUGUGGGUCAUAAGAGCUAAGGAAAGUGGGGAAGAAGAGGAGUUGAGUUGUAGAGAGGAAUUGGAACAAAUGGGAAUGAUAGUGCCAUGGUGUUCCCAAGUGGAGGUUUUGUCACAUCCUUCACUAGGAUGCUUUGUGACACAUUGUGGUUGGAAUUCAACUUUGGAGAGUUUGGUUUUAGGGGUGCCAAUGGUAGCAUUUCCACAGUGGUCUGAUCAAGGGACGAAUGCGAAGCUAAUUGAAGAUGUGUGGAAGACAGGAGUGAGGGUGACAGUGAAUAAGGAUGGGAUUGUUGAAGGUGAUGAGAUUAAGAGAUGCUUGGAAUUGGCUGUGGGAGAUGGAGAAAGAAGGGAAGCAAUUAGAAGGAAUGCCAAGAAAUGGAAGGAGUUGGCUAUAGAGGCUGCCAAAGAAGUUGGUUCUUCCUAUAACAAUCUCAAAGCUUUUGUGGAUGAGAUUGGUGAAGUUAAAGUCGCUGUUAAAAGAGUAUAGGUUUGCUGAUGUGAAGCAUCAUAAUAAGCUACAAGACUGAGUGCCCAUAUAUAAAAUUGCUAAUGAGAGUGUAUGUUUGCUGAUGAAAUAAAAGAGUGAUUAUAGAAAGUGAUUCUAAGACAUGUAUAGAUUCCCUCUCAUCUACUAAGGACAGUAAUCCUUGGGGACUAUAUCAUUUUGUAGAGGCUAUCUACGUGGUAUGUUCCUUGCUAGUUUCAGUUUCUUUUAGUUGGGUUUAUGAUGAGGCAAAUAUGGCUGCUCAUAAAUUAGCUAUAGGGAGGUUGUCUUUUUUGUUUCCUUGUAAUUUGCUUUCUGUUGAGUAACAUUUUCAGUUCUUAAUAAAAAAAAAAAGUUUGUUUUUA